Molecule: messenger RNA, 1516 nt
Organism: Ananas comosus (pineapple)
Lineage: Eukaryota; Viridiplantae; Streptophyta; Magnoliopsida; Poales; Bromeliaceae
Product: lecithin-cholesterol acyltransferase-like 1
Exons: 2
Coding region: 17-1357 (446 amino acids)
Biological process (GO): lipid metabolic process
Source: RefSeq, a predicted model, not a curated record
AUAAAAUAAUUGAAAAAUGAAGCCCCAAUAUCCAUUAUUCUAUCACCUCCUCCUACUCCUACUCAUACUCAUGAUGGCGCUUCCUCUCCACCCGCCCCUCUCCUCCGCCGCCGGCGCAGAGGAGGGGCGGCGGGGGCAGCGGCGGCUCGUCCUCCAUCCGGUGGUGCUGAUACCGGGGAACGGCGGGAACCAGCUGGAGGCGCGGCUGACGAGCGAGUACGAGCCGUCGAGCCUCGUCUGCCGGCUGAAUAAGAAUGGGGGGUGGUGGUUUCGGCUGUGGUUCGACCCCGCGGCGGUGGUGCUGCGGGGGCUGACGCGGUGCUUCGCGGAGCGGAUGACGCUCCGCUACGACCCGCAGAUCGACGACUACCGCAACGCGCCCGGGGUGGACACCCGCGUCCCCUACUUCGGAUCCGCUCGAGGGAUCCGAUACCUCGACCCCCACCUCAAGCACCUGACUGAGUACAUGGCCACUCUGGUGAGCUCCCUGGAGCAGAUCGGCUACAAGGAGAGCAACAGCCUCUUCGGCGCACCCUACGACUUCCGCUACGGCCUCGCCGCCGCCGGCCACCCCUCGCAGGUUGGCGCGCAGUACCUCUCCGACCUCAAGGAGCUGAUCGAGUCUGCCGCGGCCGCGAACGGCGGCCGCCCCGCGAUCCUCGUCGCGCACAGCCUCGGCGGCCUCUUCGCGCUCCAGCUCCUCAUCCGCAGCCCGCCGUCGUGGCGCCGGCGGUUCGUCGCGCACCUCGUGUCGCUCUCCACGCCGUGGGCCGGCACGGCGGAGCAGAUGCUCACCUUCGCCUCGGGGAACGCCCUCGGCUUGCCGCUCGUCGACCCGCUGCUCGUCCGCGCCGAGCAGCGGAGCUCCGAGAGCAACCUCUGGCUCCUGCCGGCUCCGAAGCACUUCGGGGCCGAGCCGAUCGUGCAUGCCGCGCAUAUCAAUAAGAGCUACUCGGCAUUCGAAAUGCCGAGUUUCUUGGAGGACAUCGGGUUUCGGGAGGGGGUAGGGCCGUACACGAACCGGGUCAAGCCGCUCACGGAGAAACUGGAGGAGCCGGGCGUGCCGGUCACGUGCGUUGUCGGGACCGGAGUCGACACGCCGGAGAAGCUGUUCUACAGGACCGGGGGGUUCGACGAGCGGCCGGAGGUGGCGUACGGGGACGGCGACGGGACGGUGAAUGCCGUGAGCCUGCUGGCGCUCGAGUCGGAGUGGUCGGGCUCGGCGAACCAGUCCCUGAAUGUGAUCAGGCUCCGGGGGAUCUCGCACACGGGGAUUUUGAAAAAUGGCGCUGCAAUUAAGGAGAUUAUAGGGGUUAUUAAUGGCAUAAACUCAGAGAGAAAACAGCUUGUAAGAUAAACACACACACACACACACACACACACACACACACAAAAACCUACUUAGCAUUUAAUUUUUGUUGUUUAUGUAGUUAAUAUUUGUAAUACAGACCCAAAAAAGAUUAUGUACUACACGAAUUAGUCGAUAAUCCACCGUGCGACAAAUUUACUUGCAUAA